UGCGUCACAUGCCCUUGUGCAAGAUGCAGGUUGUGUUUUGUGGUUGUUUGAAGCUGUGAGACAUUUCACACAUUGAGAACAAAAGUUAAAAGAUAUUGCCAAAGACAGAUCGCUGUUGGAGAAGAGCUGGAUGACAGAGUUUGUCUGUGCGCCCCAGUUGGAGAAGGAAGAGUUAAGAGGCUUCAUGGCAAAGUUUAGCCCCAAGGAACCCAGUGAUGUGCAUCGCAAGCAGGGCACUGCUGUUCCAGUCUCAAUUCAGUCUACUUUCAAUGACCGCCAGUCACCCAAAGCCAUGAACAAGGGAGGGCUUCCUCUCAGAAUGGACAGUAACAUCAAUGCCUUCAAACAGGAAGGCCAUAAACCAUUGUCAGGCCUAAAGCUAGGAGCUCAACCAGGAAUGAGAAGUCAAGACGCUUUGAAAUUUUUAUCUGAAGUCACAAAGUCUGCGCAGACCGAGAAGGAAGAAAGCAGCAAUUGCACUGCAGGAUCUAUUCCUCUUCUCAUGAGCAGCAGAGCCCAAUGGGGGCCUCCUGAUACAUCGUGGCAAUGCCAGGCCUCUACACUAGGGCCUAGCAGCAAGACUGAGGCCUUGCGGCAGAACCUAAUAUUCAAGUUACAGCCUCCUGGCUCAGGAGACUGGAAGGAUUGCCAAGUGCCUGGAGUCAGAUGUCCAUCGAGUCAGAGGAGAGAAAAUGCACACAAAGAGCUAGCCAUUCCCAAACAAAGAACUCUUCCAUCUGUGACUGGGCCAAUGCCAGAGAAACCAAAGCGUCCACCUAGAGUCAGCCUACAGAAGUACCAGAGAGUGACAGAAACUCAGCCAGUUACAUCCUCGGUGCUGCCACUAGCAGUAAAGUCACAGGCUCAUCAGUUGUUCAUACCAAUCUGGCCAGAAGAUAUUGAGAAGGUCCACCUACAGAUUGUGAAAAAUAACAGACAGCCCAUGUGUCAGCAAGAAGAGGAUGAAUACGAUGAUGUGGAGCCAGUGGGGUUAGUCAGGAAGAAGCUGAAGGGACUCAAUAUCUAUCCUCCAAUUCCACCUUUCAUACCAGGCAGCACAAUGGAAGAAGAAACGUAUGAUGACAUUACCGUGCUCCCAGAUGAGUUUCCUGACCCUCCACCAGAAUUCAGCACUAUCUAUGACGAUGUUGGAGUACAGGCAGGUACAGCAACAACUAACAGCCAGAGGACAGCCGAUUCGAUUGCUCAAAGUGUUAGGACUCAGAACUGCAUGGUGGAGUUGAAAUAUAUUCCCAAAAACCCACAUAUCCAGCAAUUCUAGGCCACCUGUACCUGGUUACAUCAGCAGCACCCUGAGCCAGCUAACACGACAUCAUGGACCAGCAAUUCCCAUCUAAGUUGGAAUCAGAAGUUUUGGACAAUUGUAUUUAAUUAAUCUCAGUACACUUGAAGCAAGAUCAAAAUAUCAACUAAUUGUUGCAUCAGAUUACAUGGUUGUGUUUAUUGGGAAUGGUGUUUAUAGCUGGGUGCCUCCCUUGCUGCCACUUUGACUAUAGUUUUCUCCAAAAGAUACACAAUACAUUGUUUAUAGUAAGUUUUGCCAUAUUUUUACUCAGACA
Molecule: messenger RNA, 1580 nt
Organism: Stegostoma tigrinum
Lineage: Eukaryota; Metazoa; Chordata; Chondrichthyes; Orectolobiformes; Stegostomatidae
Exons: 6
Coding region: 131-1282 (383 amino acids)
Source: RefSeq, a predicted model, not a curated record